UCGCUGGUGGGAAGUUAACGAGGUGGCCGGCUGUCAGUCACCUGGCAUUCACUAACACGUGGUUUGCAUAGUAUCAACCUUCCUGGAGUGUUGCGUUUAAGAUGGCGGUGCUUGCUCUAAUUUUCCUCUACUGCAUCGCUCAGACCAAAGGCCAGGCGUACCAACCUUACGGAACCCACGCGCCUUUGCCAGUAGUUACCCCAACAACCUCUACAGUCACCGUUCAGACAACUCUGACCCACACUCUGCGAGAGACGACGACCUCUGACGUGUGGGUUACAGAGCAGACGGCGAUCACCCUGACAGUUACCCAGACAACCACCCAUUGGGACUUUGUUCCCCAGUAUCCACAGACGGUGACCUCUGUGAUAAGGGUCACCGCCACACCGGUAGUGGUUGAGACGGCUACGGUGGGGGUCAACCCAGUGAGCACAAUGGUGUCCAUCUACAGUCAGUUCGUCACCACCACAGAUACUGUUAAAUACUGGCAGACUAUAACCCACGUCGCUGUCACUCACGAGAUCCAGACUGUUCCGGUGGUAACCACACAGGAGGUUUAUCAAGAGAUAGUAACUACGGUCACCCAGAUAGUAACCACUACGGUUACCUCCACCACGGCCAGAUACUAUGCUUAAUGACUCGAGACUAUGGCCCUUAAUUAUCUACGAACUAUACUCUUUGUAAUAAUGAUUCACUUGAUCUAAUGGUUUUUCAAUGAGACUUGACAAUAAAUGUUCUUUUCUGCAAA
Messenger RNA from Procambarus clarkii (red swamp crayfish), 748 nucleotides. Its product is annotated as hepatitis A virus cellular receptor 1-like. NCBI's taxonomy places the organism in Eukaryota, Metazoa, Arthropoda, Malacostraca, Decapoda, Cambaridae. The record is from RefSeq and is a predicted model, not a curated record.